GCCGCCACCGACUAAUCGAGCACUCAAUCGCAGCACAGCGAUAUGGAUUCCUCCCUCGGCUUGGCCCUCCCUCUACCGUUCGACGAGAACGACCCGGACGAGAUGCUCCUGCUCAGCAUGCUCGGCGCCUUCUCCUCCUCCGCCACCUCGUCGGCAGGCGCUCGCUCGGCGUCGGGCAAAGACUCCGAGGAAGUCGAGUCGGCCGAGAAGGCGAAGCCGUACCGCGGCGUGCGGCGACGGCCGUGGGGCAAGUUCGCGGCUGAAAUCAGGGACUCCACCCGGCGGGGCGCGCGCGUGUGGCUGGGGACGUUCGACACCGCCGAGGCCGCGGCGCUGGCCUACGACCAGGCCGCGUUCGCGCUGCGGGGGCCGAACGCGGUGCUCAACUUUCCCGUGGAGAGGGUCCGUGAGUCGCUGAGUGGCGGGCGGUGUGGCGGCGCGGAGGCUUUGGAGGAGGGCGUGUCGCCGGUGGUGGCGCUGAAGCGGAGGAACUCGUUGAGGAGGCCGAAGAGAUCGGGAAUCAAGAAGGUGAAAGCGAGAAGGGGGAAAGAGCUGGUGGAGUUGGAGGAUCUCGGAGCAGAGUACUUAGAGGAGCUCUUGCGAACUGCAGAUUGCGGUACCACCACCAUGGAGCACUCCAUUUAAGCUCAUAAUUAAGACGAAGAAGCGGGAGAUUCUGUGAACUGCUUCGCCUUUUUUAUAAUCCCCGAUGCUUAUCGCUCAGUGUAAAUUUUUUUCUCUAUAAGAUUCGAAAACCAUAUCCGAAUCUCACUCAAUGGAAGCUUUUGAUCCUCGCUCACAGAGCAUUCCUAUUCA
This is a messenger RNA of Zingiber officinale, 816 nucleotides long. RefSeq names its product ethylene-response factor C3-like. The record is from RefSeq and is a predicted model, not a curated record. Gene Ontology annotation, molecular function: DNA-binding transcription factor activity; DNA binding. Gene Ontology annotation, biological process: ethylene-activated signaling pathway; regulation of DNA-templated transcription. Lineage: Eukaryota; Viridiplantae; Streptophyta; Magnoliopsida; Zingiberales; Zingiberaceae. Bases 43 to 645 code for a protein of 200 amino acids. The transcript has a single exon.